Cynoglossus semilaevis (tongue sole) is the source of this 5515-nucleotide messenger RNA. It is a transcript of the gene cand1, whose product is annotated as cullin-associated and neddylation-dissociated 1. Lineage: Eukaryota; Metazoa; Chordata; Actinopteri; Pleuronectiformes; Cynoglossidae. The record is from RefSeq and is a predicted model, not a curated record. The transcript is spliced from 24 exons. Gene Ontology annotation, biological process: SCF complex assembly.
GUGGUUUUAAUUGGCUAAAAGAGUAAAAUAUGGCCCCAAAAGUUCUAUUUCUAACAGAUCCCAACGUCUACAACGUGACCUACGACCUCUGAAGCGUCCAUCCACUUUCUAACCCCGCCCCUCUGCAGACACUGAACGGGAGGUCCAUUCAAACACAUCAAACUCCGCGCCCCGGGAUGCGACAGUCGCUGUAGCUGUAUAGAAGAAGGCGGCAGCAGCAGAACAGAAACCUGAGGCAGAACCUUGUGCAGAACCAAAACCAGAACUGAGAAAGCCCGAGCAGCAGGAGGCUGAGGCGGCCACAGAGUCAAUCAGACACCGCAGCACAGAGCGUAGUCUGUUAGCAGGAGGCUAACGGCAGACACCGAGCAUGGCGAGCGCUUCAUACCACAUCUCCAACCUUCUGGAGAAAAUGACCUCCAGUGACAAGGACUUCAGGUUUAUGGCCACAAAUGACCUGAUGACAGAGCUACAAAAAGACUCAAUUAAACUGGAUGACGACAGCGAGAGGAAGGUGGUGAGGAUGAUUCUUAAACUGCUUGAAGACAAAAAUGGAGAGGUUCAGAAUCUGGCCGUCAAAUGCCUGGGGCCACUGGUCAGUAAAGUGAAGGAGUAUCAGGUGGAGACAAUCGUAGACACCCUCUGCACCAACAUGCUGUCUGACAAAGAACAACUCAGAGACAUCUCAUCCAUUGGCCUCAAAACAGUGAUUGGAGAAUUGCCGCCUGCCUCGAGUGGCUCUGCUUUGGCCGCCAGUGUCUGUAAGAAGAUAACGGGUCGCCUGACGAGCGCUAUUGCUAAACAAGAAGACGUUUCCGUCCAGCUGGAGGCGCUAGACAUCAUGGCUGACAUGCUCUGCAGACAGGGGGGGCUGUUGGUGAAUUUCCAUCCCUCCAUUCUCAGUUGUCUGCUUCCUCAGCUAACUUCACCCAGACUGGCUGUCAGAAAGAGGACCAUCAUGGCUCUGGGUCACCUGGUCAUGUCCUGCGGAAACUUGGUCUUCAUUGACCUCAUCGAACACCUUCUGACCGAGCUGGGCAGGAACGACAACAUGUCCACCACCAGGACCUACAUUCAGUGCACGGCAGCCAUCAGCCGACAGGCCGGACAUCGAAUCGGCGAGUAUCUGGAGAAAAUCAUUCCACUGGUGGUGAAGUUCUGUAUAGUUCGUGGUUUUUGAUUGUGUUGUCAUUGCAGAUGCCCAAAAGAAGUUUAUCCCCACGUUCCUACCGUCAUCUCCAUCUGUCUCCGUUACUUGACCUACGACCCCAACUACAACUUUGAUGAUGAGGACGAGGACGACAACGCCAUGGACGCCGAGCAAAAUGAUGAGGAUUAUCAAGGCAGUGAUGACGAGUACAGUGACGACGAUGACAUGAGCUGGAAAGUUCGACGAGCUGCAGCGAAGUGUUUGGACGCAGUCGUCUCCACUCGCCACGAGAUGCUGCCCGAGUUUUACCGCUCGGUGUCUCCAGCACUUGUCUGUCGCUUCAAGGAGAGGGAGGAAAACGUGAAGGCGGAUGUUUUCCACGCUUAUCUGUCGCUGCUAAAACAGACCAGACCUGCUCAGAGCUGGUUAGCUGAUCCGGAUGCUAUGGAGCAGGGAGACACGCCGCUCACCAUGCUGCAGAGUCAGAUUCCGAUCAUAGUCAAAGCUCUUCACAAGCAGCUGAAGGAGAAGAGCGUGAAAACCCGUCAGUGCUGCUUCAACAUGCUGACGGAGCUGGUGAAUGUCCUGCCUGGAGCUCUGACACAGCACAUCCCAAUAUUAAUACCUGGAAUCAUUUUCUCUCUGAAUGACAAGUCCAGCAGCUCUAACCUGAAGAUUGAUGCCUUGGCGUGCCUCCACGUCAUCAUGGUCACACACCCUGCUCAUGCCUUCCACGUCCACGUUCCCGCUCUCGUCCCGUCCGUAGUGGCGUGUGUGGGAGAUCCGUUUUAUAAGAUCACCUCUGAGGCUCUGCUGGUCACUCAGCAGUUAGUCAAGGUGAUCCGACCCCUGGACGGUAGCUCUGAAGGUCCAGACACCUUUGACCCCUCCCCCUACAUAAACGACCUCUUCACAUGCACCAUCAAACGACUGAAAGCCGCCGACAUCGAUCAGGAGGUGAAAGAACGGGCCAUCUCCUGCAUGGGUCAAAUCAUCUGUAACCUCGGCGACCGCCUCCCCGCGGAACUCCCCGGAACGCUGCUGAUCUUCUUGGAACGUCUUAAGAACGAGAUCACGAGACUGACAACGGUGAAGGCUCUGACGCUCAUCGCGGGCUCUCCGCUGAAGAUCGACCUGCGGCCAGUGCUCCCCGACGCUGUUCCCAUCCUUGCUUCUUUCCUCCGCAAGAACCAGCGAGCACUGAAGCUGUGUACACUUGCUGCUCUAGACAUCCUGCUGCGGAACUACAGCUCCGCUGUGACUCCCGUCAUGGUCGACGCCGUCCUCGCCGAGCUCCCGCCCCUCAUCUCAGAGAGCGACAUGCACGUAUCCCAAAUGGCGCUGAGCUUCUUGUCCACGCUGGCCGUGACGCACCAGUCCUCCCUGGGUCAUCUGAGCGGAGGAAACAUCCUCCAGCAGCUCAUCGCUUUGGUCCGAUCUCCACUUUUGCAGGGCGGAGCCUUGGCGGCCAUGUUGGACUUCUACCAGGCUCUGGUGGCUACUGAGACUCCCGGGCUGGGCUACAUGGACCUUCUGAGGAUGCUGACCGGUCCAGUUUAUUCCCAGAGCGCGGCGCUGCCGCACAAACAGGCGUACUGUUCCAUCGCCAAAUGUGUCGCUGCUCUGACCAGAGCGUGUCCCACAGAGGGACCUGCCGUGGUGGGACAGUUCAUCCAGGAUGUGAAGAACAGCCGCUCUACAGACUCCAUUAGGCUUCUUGCUCUGCUCUCGUUGGGUGAAGUGGGACACCAUGUUGACCUUAGCAACCAGCCAGAGCUGAAGUCGGUCAUCCUAGAUGCUUUUUCAUCCUCCAGUGAAGAGGUGAAGUCAGCUGCCUCCUACGCCUUGGGCAGUAUCGCGGUGGGCAAUCUACCCGAGUAUCUUCCCUUCGUCCUUCAGGAGAUCUCCUCGUCAAAGAGACAGUACUUGCUGCUGCAUUCCCUAAAAGAGAUCAUCAGUUCAGCAUCCGUGUCCGGUCUUAAGCCGUACGUAGAGUCCAUCUGGACCCUGCUGCUCAAACACAGCGAGUGUCAGGAAGAAGGGACCAGGAACGUCGUGGCCGAGUGUCUCGGCAAACUGACUCUGAUCGACCCCGAAACUCUGCUGCCCCGCCUGAAGGGAUACCUGCUCUCAGGUUCAUCGUAUGCCAGGAGCUCAGUGGUGACAGCCGUGAAGUUCACCAUCUCUGACCAACCUCAGCCCAUUGACCCACUGCUGAAGAACUGCAUUGGUGACUUCUUGAAGACGCUGGAGGAUCCAGAUCUGAACGUGCGUCGGGUUGCGUUGGUGACAUUCAACUCGGCCGCUCACAACAAACCCAGUCUUAUCCGAGAACUGCUGGACUCGGUCUUACCGCAGCUGUACAACGAGACCAAAGUUCGCAAAGAGCUAAUCAGAGAGGUGGAGAUGGGUCCCUUCAAACACACUGUAGACGACGGUCUGGACCUGAGGAAGGCGGCGUUCGAGUGCAUGUACACUCUGCUGGACAGCUGCCUGGACCGCAUCGACAUCUUCACUUUCCUCAACCACGUAGAAGACGGACUCAAGGAUCACUAUGACAUCAAGAUGUUGACCUUCCUGAUGUUGGCCAGACUCUCGUCUCUGUGUCCCAGUGCUGUCCUGCAGAGACUGGACAGACUGGUAGAACCGCUCAGAGCCACCUGCACCACCAAGGUAAAGGCAAACUCGGUGAAGCAAGAGUUUGAGAAGCAGGACGAGCUGAAGCGAUCAGCGAUGCGAGCCGUAGUCGCCCUGCUGACCAUCCCAGAAGCUGAGAAGUCGCCGCUGAUGUCGGAGUUCCAGUCGCAGAUCUCGUCAAAUCAGGAGCUGGCGGCCAUCUUUGACUCGAUCCAGAGAGAUUCCACCUCUGCAAACAUGGAGUCCAUGGACACCAGUUAAAGAGACAGAAUACAGAAAGAGAGAGAGAUAGCGAAAGAAAGACGGACAAAACUUCCCAUGAUGCAACACGGCACCACCACCUCCCCAUGCCCCCCUCCCUUUCCCCGCUGCUGGACAUGAAAACAUACAUUUACGACAGAAUACAGAAUUACACACACACACACACACACACACAGAGUCAUAGUGACACCGUCUCGUUCUGUGAUGCACUGACACCGGCUGGAAAAGAAACAGAGUCAAAAACACACGGACUACAAAGACGAAAAAAUAAAGUUAAAUAAAUUCCAUAAGAGGCUUGGAAGCUCCUCCUACUAGCUGUUUGCUUUUUUUUUUUUUUUUUUUUUGGUAUUGAGACCAUCUCAUGGGUUGAUCUUCAUGUACAUCUUUUUUUUUCUUUUAAGUUUUUACAUAAUACCAGAGUUCCACAGGUACUGUAGCCUGAUUGGCCACGGCUGAGUGACUCAUAGUUGACUUAGUAUUGAAACUGACCAAUAAGGGGAGUGAGCCAUUUCCUACCUGACGCACUGAUGAUGAGAAAGGGCACCAGCUCUGCUUUGAUAGUUUUGUGUAGGCAACCAAUACGAAGGUGGGUUUGACAAGUGUAGAGUCUGAUUGUUGCCCAAUCAGCAUCAUUGUUUUCAUGCCCCGCCCCUUCACAGGUAAGGGGAGGGUCGGUGGGGACCCUACCUGACUGGACCACAAAAGGAUUGACGUUUCAUCCUGGUCGAUACAGGAUUGGUUGAUUUGAUCCAGUCUCGCAAACAGGCUAGCCAAUCAAAUCUUGUUUAUGUCAAGUUUUACUCCUUUGCUGCCAACUCUCUAGUGUUGCUAAAGCAACAUUAAUAACGUUCAUACCCCGUGACCAUUUGUUGGGCGUCUUCAUCAGUGGCUCACGGGCCACGCCCACUGUCAAUAUGAACGUGAUAAAUUUGUUAAAGAUGGAAUCCAAUUUUGAAGAACGGCGAGGCCUCGAGAUUGUCAUGAUCUCAGUUGGGUUCUCUGUAGUCGGACCUGGGUUUGUGGUAGCUUAAAAUGAUUUUCUUCGAACCCAAGUCAGUCUAAAUGUAUCCGGUUUUAUUUAAACUGAGUUCUGGCCAUUUGGCUAAAUUGGAUUCACUCUCUAAUUCUGGUUGGCAGUGUGAAAAGUAGACAUGAACUGUAUAAAAGGAGGAACAAUCAAACUGGUUUCAGUUAGGGUUUGUGUGAAGUGAGUUGAAGUUAAUUCAAGUUAAGUUGCUGUUCAAUCUGAUGAAACUGAAACCAGAGUUGGUCAGGAUUGGCCCGGUUUCUUUAUACAAAUUCACUCUCCUUUGAUUUAGUUUUGAGGUGGAACUGAAUCUGACACUGUUGCGUCUGAUGUUACUUGAACUCGAGUCAGUCUAGUUUAAACUGGUUCAGUCAGGUGUGGGUCAUCGGUCUGUUUAUCACCCCAGCAAAAUAAAAAGGGUCAAUUUCUACCUACCCUCA